Molecule: messenger RNA, 1206 nt
Organism: Acaulospora morrowiae
Lineage: Eukaryota; Fungi; Glomeromycota; Glomeromycetes; Diversisporales; Acaulosporaceae
Source: the annotation of a GenBank genome assembly
AUGUCAGAAGCAUGGUUAUGGUUUGCAAAAUAUUAUCCAUCAAAACCUUUGGAAGUUUUACUUGUUUUUUUAUUAGUCUUGGAGAUACUAGGAGCAUUAGUCUUGCUCUUGGAAGGUAAUACUAUAGAUAGUAACGAUUCUUCCGAUGUACCCGAUCAAGACAAUACCAGAGAAAUCAGUCGAUCAUUGGUUAAUACUACCUCUAGCGAAACAAAUUCUGAUAACCAUCUUGAACGGACAGAAAAUAGUUCCGAUCACAUUUCUGAUGAUUCUCCUGAAACAAAUUUUAAUGAUUCUUCUAAACAAAUAAACUUACGAUGUGAUGGGUCAAAGACUCGUACCAAAGACAUUGACAUUCCGGCAUCUGGUAUAUCUGAUAUUACUUCAAACCCUGAUAAACAUCAGGAAGAGACGAAGUCCAGAGUCACUAAUUCAUCUCCAACCACAACUACAUACACAAAGCUUAAAUUGUUAAAAGAAAAGGAAGUAGAUGAUUUCUUUGAUUUACUAGAAAAAGAAAGGAUUAGUAAUAUAAUGAGAGAGAGAAAUAGGAAAAAAAAAUUUCAAUGUGAAUCACCUAGCCAGGAGGCAUACUCAGUUUCCCAGAAUACUGCAUCUAUGUCCCAUGGUUGGAAAAACGAACAGGGCUUGAUUCGAGAAAUGAUUUUAUCCAAGAAAGAAAAGCAUAUGACUGAAAUUUCAGCGAACUUGAUUCGCCCAAAUAAUGAAACUUCAAUAACCCCGUCUAUUCUAGCCAUGUCCCGGUUGUCACCAGAUAAUGGAGAUAUUAUUAGUCUAUAUAAAAAUGCAUGUAAUGCGGAAGUAGGUGCUAUCAAAGCUAAUCAAGAAGAAAUAUUACAUUGGUGUUUCUAUGCUAGAAAAUUCAAAAGCAUGUAUAAAGAUUUUAUGGUCAACAAUAAAGUCGAGGAAAAGAAGGCAAAAGGUCAGGUUGAGAUAUGUGAGGAGACGCUCGAAGAGCGCCCCAUAGGACCUGAAAAAUAUUUACUGGAUGUAAGUAAUGAUCGAGAUUCCGGUUAUGAAUGCGAUUUUAAAGAUGUCUACGAUAACGACGAAGAUGAUUCACAGACUUCAUCGCCAGAGAACGGCCGACACGAAGCUAUGACUUCUCCUAAGUAUCCAAAGACACAAGGGAAGUUCUCACCGCCAGAGAACGGCCGACAUGAGAAACUUCAGCAAAAUCAAUAA